ACGGCAAACUACGAUGUACUAAGAGAAACAGAGGCGGCAACCGAAGAAAAAUAACAACAUGGCGUCGCAGUACUACCAAGAUUUGCAAGAGCACUUUAAGAAUAACAAUAAAAGUCGUGAGUUUCCAGCGCAUAGCGCCAAAGUUCAUUCAGUUGCUUGGAGUUGCGAUGGCAGGAGACUUGCGUCAGGAUCAUUCGACAAAACAGCGAGUGUAUUCGUGCUGGAGAAAGACCGACUGGUUAAGGAAAACAACUACAGAGGUCAUGGCGAUAGUGUAGAUCAGCUGUGCUGGCACCCUACUAACCCGGAUCUUUUUGUGACGGCCUCUGGAGACAAGACCAUCAGGAUCUGGGAUGUCAGGACGACCAAAUGCAUUGCAACCAUCAGCACGAAAGGUGAAAACAUAAACAUAUGCUGGAGCCCAGAUGGACAAACCAUCGCUGUUGGAAACAAAGAUGAUGUGGUCACUUUCAUUGAUGCAAAAACUAACCGGUCAAGAGCUGAAGAACAGUUCAAGUUUGAGGUCAACGAGAUCUCGUGGAACAACGACAAUGACAUGUUUUUCUUGACAAACGGAAGUGGCUGCAUCAAUAUUUUAAGCUACCCUGAGCUGAAGCCCAUCCAGUCCAUCAACGCACACCCCUCCAACUGCAUCUGCAUCAAGUUCGACCCCACGGGGAAGUACUUCGCCACGGGCAGCGCAGACGCGCUGGUCAGCCUGUGGAACGUGGAGGAGCUGGUGUGUGUGCGCUGCUUCUCACGACUGGACUGGCCGGUGCGAACUCUGAGCUUCAGCCACGAUGGGAAGAUGCUGGCCUCUGCGUCCGAGGACCACUUCAUUGACAUCGCGGAGGUGGAGACAGGGGAGAAGCUGUGGGAGGUACAGUGCGAGUCCCCCACGUUCACAGUGGCCUGGCAUCCCAAGCGCCCUCUUCUGGCCUACGCCUGCGAUGACAAGGAGGGAAAGUACGACAGCAACAGAGAGGCUGGCACUGUCAAGCUCUUUGGACUGCCGAACGACUCCUGAACAAUCGUCCCUUUUUCCACUCACUGGCACACACACACACACACACACACACACAGUCAGCCAAAGUUAGAACAAGUCAGAAUAGAUAUCCAAACUCAUUCUUAUGCAUAUGGCCUCCAUAUAGCUGUCUGAUCUCACACACACACGAAUGUGCAAACAGUCUUUGUUUGUAUGGUAUGGCAGUGUAUACACAUGCACAUAAGUAAAACAAACACACAGACACACUCAUACAUCCAACCUGUUGCCUGGUCUCCGCGGUGUCCAAGGCUUUGGUUUACCCACAGCAACAGUAGUGAGAGACUGGCAUUGAUAACUACUACCCUUUUAUUGAUGCCUAUCUGGGCCAGUAUUACUUCAGCAGUGCAUUAGUCCUUACUGUAUUGGAAUUCAUAAUUGGCCCCUAUUGGCCCACCAUACUUGCUCUCUGCAGAUUCAGCAACUCUAAGAUUUGUUGUACAUUGGUAUUUUACGGACUCCACACUCCAUUGUCUGUUAUGCAAGCUGUUGUAGUCUGUAGAGUCUACCUAAGCCUGCUAGCAGCUAGCAGACACAGCUGAGGGGACGGGUAAAUACUGCACAGCUGAAUAGUGGGAUAGAGUAUGCUGUGGCAUUUGGUUUAGAAGUUCUUCCCACUCUACCCAGAGUGCUUCUAAAGGAUGAUAUCCUGGGAGGGAAAGGCAGCUCUUGAAACUUUUGUGGACUUUUUGAAUUACACUAUAAGUUGGUUAGAGAGGAAUAAUUAUGUUGAUGGACCAGGCCUACUAAGGUUCAGACUGCGAGACGCAUUGCAGACUGUUAAGGGUCUGUGGCAAUUUUUGUUUCUCUAUCAUUUCCCCUCCUGUUCAGUACUGCGAGUAGUUAAAGGCCUAUAAAGAAAGGAGUGCUGGGUCAGAAUAGUGCUGGGUUUAUUGAUACUAGUUGGGGUUCUGUAAGGAAGUGACACACUUCCACUGAUGACCUGCAGAGGGCAGUAUUGUAUAUCUUUUAGGGGUUGUGUACUCAAACCACAUUCCAUGGUUGUCCUCCCCUCAAAAGAAAGAGGGAGUUGCAGAGUUGUUUUGAAAUAUUUACCACCUUCUGUUGUUGUUUUUUUUUUUUUUAUAUAUUAAAAUGUGAAAAACACCACUUUGGACACCA
Molecule: messenger RNA, 2164 nt
Organism: Clupea harengus (Atlantic herring)
Lineage: Eukaryota; Metazoa; Chordata; Actinopteri; Clupeiformes; Clupeidae
Gene: thoc3
Product: THO complex 3
Biological process (GO): mRNA export from nucleus
Cellular component (GO): THO complex part of transcription export complex
Molecular function (GO): protein binding
Source: RefSeq, a predicted model, not a curated record